AUGGAACAUCCGUCCUCACCACUCAGCAGAAGCACGGCCAGUACCGCCAAGCGACCAAGAACACCCAAGAUCCUCGUAGUCGGCUCUCUGAAUAUGGAUUACUGCUGGAGCGUCCCCAAAUUACCUCAACCAGGUGAAACGACAACUUCCACUAGCUUUCACAUGUAUCCAGGUGGGAAAGGUCGGAACCAGGCCAUGGCGGCCGCCAUUGUCUCGCAAUACCGAGUCGAGGGGAAAGUGGUGCCUUAUCCGUCCACAGAACCGGUGGAAGUCGAGAUGGUCGGCUGUAUAGGCAAAGAUGCUGUUGGGACGGAGUUGAUAUCUGCUAUGGAGGCGGUUGGCAUUGACACAUCGCGAAUCAUCACGGAUCCGGAGAUUGACACGGGGAAGGCAAACAUAUAUGUCGACAAUGCGGGUGAAAAUACUAUCGUUCUGUUGAAAGGUGCCAACUACAAGCUGAAAGCUGCUUGCAUUGAGAAUGUUAUGAGUCUCUCCUUACCGGGCUUGCUACUGCUUCAAUGUGAAAUUCCUGUCGAGACCGUUCUGUAUCUGAUUGAAAAGGCAAAAAAUCAAGGAGUUACGGUGAUUUUGAAUGCGGCACCGGUUGUUCCACACAUUCCAACCAAAAUAUUCAAAUUCAUUGACCAUCUUCUUGUGAAUCGAGUGGAAGCCGAGGACUUGAACCAAGGAUCUAAAUUUGAACAGCAACAAAUGGCCAGUGCGAAUACUGUCGACAAGGCAACCCUCAAGGUGCAUUACUUGUCCGUUUGCGAAUCGCUACUGAUCCGGGGGGCCAAAAAUGUGGUCAUAACUUUGGGGGCGGAUGGGGGCGUUGCAGGGACGCAAACCACUGGCGGCAAAAGGCAGUGCACUACGUUUGAUGCCGAGCCUGGUAAGGAAGGCGUGGUCGACACGACGGGGUGUGGGGAUACUUUCACUGGCGCAUAUGCAGUGGAGGUCAUUCGGCAGCGCGAUCACCGUUCUUUCAACAUGUUCAGAGCUGUCGCUUGGGCGAGCAAGGCUGCUGGUAUAAGUGUCGGGCAUUUUGGUGCGACGAGUGGCAUUCCAUGGGGGGACGAGCUCGGGCUACCGGACGAAUAG
Messenger RNA from Penicillium odoratum, 1101 nucleotides. RefSeq names its product ribokinase. The transcript has a single exon. The record is from RefSeq and is a predicted model, not a curated record. Bases 1 to 1101 code for a protein of 366 amino acids. Gene Ontology annotation, biological process: D-ribose metabolic process. Lineage: Eukaryota; Fungi; Ascomycota; Eurotiomycetes; Eurotiales; Aspergillaceae. Gene Ontology annotation, molecular function: ribokinase activity.